Molecule: messenger RNA, 1222 nt
Organism: Meira miltonrushii
Lineage: Eukaryota; Fungi; Basidiomycota; Exobasidiomycetes; Exobasidiales; Brachybasidiaceae
Exons: 1
Coding region: 127-1110 (327 amino acids)
Molecular function (GO): microtubule binding
Source: RefSeq, a predicted model, not a curated record
GUGAUAUUUGGAGCAUGUUCACUUUGGUAGCAAACGACCAGGAUCAUUCCAAGGGAUCGCAUACAAUCAGUGACCUGAUCAACCUUGGUUUCGCAUUGAAUCGGAAUCAAAUCGUAUCCUUAUCGAAUGCAAAAAGAUGAAGUCUCUUUACUCAAUUCCACCAACAUCAUUAUCAGCACUUGCAAGUACAAAAACAUCAUGACUGACAUCGUAAAACGCAUCAAAGAUCAGAUCAAAUUGGCUGAAUCUGCCCAAUCACACUGGGAUAUCGCCCGACUCAACAUCGAAUUCAAAUCGUUGGAGCCGGUAGUAUCAGAUAUCAAUAAACGUGUUCGUCCCACAUUUGGUAAACCGAUUGAUGAUUUGGAUCUCUACGUUCUUGCAGGCGAUGCAAAUGUUGCUUAUAUCACGCUUUAUGACACUAUCAUAGCUCAGCAAGACAAGAUUCUAGCUUUGGAGCAUGCCGAGAAGAAGCGGAACCGGAUAAAGUCAUCCAAACGUCGCAUUCGUCCAAGUGAGACACCAAUCCCCACUGUAUCCGAGCACCCAGAGGUAUCCAUUGCCCCAAAUAGCUCCGAUAGCGAAGGGAUCUCAAUCGUCAAACGAACCUCCAAAGCUCCAAACAGCUCCGAUAGCGAAGGGUACUCAACUGUCAAACAAACCUCCAAUGGCACCAUUAGUUCAAAAGGAUCCCAAGCCACUUUGGACGCAGAAGUUGCCAAGGUUGUGAAACAAGUUAGCACAAAAUUGCAUUUUAAACGUGCAUCUCCUUUGACUCCGAAAAAGCAAUCAACCCCAAGUCUAUCGGGCAAAUAUUUGGUAGGACCACCCGACUCCAAUCAACCAAAGUUAUGCUUUUGCCGCAUUUUUAACAAUAAUGUCAUGGUUCGAGUCGGAGGAGGCUGGGAUCAUUUAUCCACGUACCUCAAUAGGCAUUUUGGUUAUCUCGCCACUUCGCCGCCCGAUAGCCCGUCGCAAUCCAGGACAACAACUCCGGAAAGACAUAGUCCAGAUCACUCAUUCAGAUCGGAAGGAACCAUGAGAGAACUCAGCAUGAGCUUGAGUCCGGAAUCAAUCAAACAAUUUCUACGUAAACAGGAAAGCUCGUGAGCUCUCUUCAUGUCUACGUGAGCGAAAAUUCAUAGACUUCAUUUGUACCAUAUAUCAUCAUCAUCAUUCAUUCAUACAUUAUACUAGUAGCACAAAUAAGAUUCGUUCCAUC